AUGCCUGCAGAAGCUCGCGGCGCGGACGCCGCAUCCCCCGCCGAUCGCCUACCCGCGAUGGCUACAACAACAGUCAAAGUGGAUGGAAUGACCUGCGGAGCGUGUACCUCUGCUGUCGAGGGCGCAUUCAAGGGGGUCGAGGGUGCUGGCGAUGUGUCCGUCAGUCUGAUCAUGGGCCGCGCCGCUGUCCAACACGACCCAUCCAUACUUCCGCCAGCCAAAGUUGCGGAAAUGAUUGAAGACUGUGGAUUUGAUGCUGCGGUUCUAUCGACGGAGGAACAUAUCACGACGACAGAUACCGAUGUUCUGGGUGGUCCGGCAACACAUUCCUCGACGACGACGCUCGCGAUCGAGGGCAUGACCUGCGGCGCAUGCACUUCAGCAGUGGAAACUGGGCUCGUAGGCGUCGCUGGAGUGAACUCAGUCAAUGUAUCACUUCUCUCGGAGCGUGCGGUAGUAGACCACAAUGCGGAGAUCAUCACGCCGGAGCAGAUCGCAGAGCUGGUUGAGGACCGAGGAUUUGGUGCUCGGGUAUUGGAAACCAAAGCAUCGUCUGCCGGCCAGGAAGACUUGUCCAAGCUCGCCGACCUGACAGAGAAUAAGUCGGGACAGAUGGUAACAACCGUUGCAAUCGGCGGUAUGACUUGCGGCGCUUGUACUUCCAGUGUCCAGAACGCCGUCGCCAAUGCGGAAGGCGUGAUUCAGUUCAACGUCAGUCUCCUGGCCGAGCGUGCGGUGAUUGUACAUGAUUCAUCAAUUCUUUCGGCCAACGCUAUUGUUACGAUGGUGGAAGAUGCUGGGUUUGAUGCAUCAAUCGUUUCAUCCGAAACACAAGAGCCGCUUUCAAGAAAAACCCAGCAGAUCAGCUUGAGCAUUCACGGUCUAAGAGAUCCGACAUCUGCCUCUGCGCUCGAGGAGGCGCUCCUUAGCCGGCCAGGGGUCAAGUCUGCCACGAUGAAACUAGGAACUUCCCGAUUACUUGUUACAUUCGACACAUCCGUCAUUGGAAUCCGUUCAGUGUUCGAAGUGAUUGAGUCCGCCGGCUACAAUGCACUGAUAACCGAUACCGACGACACUAACGCACAGCUGGAGUCCUUGGCCAAAACCAAAGAAAUCCAGGAAUGGCGACGCGCAUUCAUCACCUCCAUCUCCUUCGCUGUUCCCGUAUUUGUCAUCAACAUGAUCCUGCCGAUGUACCUGCGCGCAGUCGAUUUUGGCAGGUUCCAACUGCUACCGGGCCUUUAUCUUGGUGAUCUGAUUUGUCUUGGUCUCACGAUUCCUGUACAGUUUGGCAUUGGCCGACGGUUCUACAUUACCAGCUACAAAUCACUCAAGCACAAGUCCCCAACCAUGGACGUUCUUGUCAUGUUGGGCACGUCUGCAGCCUUCUUUUACAGUUGCUUCACCAUGAUCAUGGCUAUCUUCAGCGAUCAGCACAAGCGACCGAGCACUGUUUUCGAUACUAGUACCAUGCUUAUCACAUUCAUCACAUUGGGAAGAUGGUUGGAGAACCGGGCGAAGGGACAGACAUCUGCAGCCCUCUCCCGUCUUAUGUCUUUGGCUCCAUCCAUGACCACUAUCUACGAAGACCCUAUUGCGGCCGAGAAGUUGGCUGACGGUUGGACGGCGCAGAGUACUCCACAUGCGCCGAAGUCCACACUGUCUGACGAUACUUCGGUGAAUCAAAAGAUUAUCCCCACCGAAUUAAUCCAAGUUGGUGACAUCGUUAUCCUCCGUCCCGGUGAUAAGGUCUCUGCGGACGGGGUUGUAAUUCGGGGUGAAAGUUAUGUCGACGAAAGCAUGAUCACUGGAGAAGCUCUGCCCAUCCACAAGAAGAAAGGUAGUCAUGUUGUCGCUGGAACUGUCAACGGCACAAGCUCAGUCGAUUUCAAGGUGAUCCGGGCCAGCAAAGAUACCCACCUGAGCCAAAUCGUAAAGCUGGUCCAGGAUGCACAGACAAGCCGAGCUCCAAUCCAGCGCAUGGCCGACAUUGUGGCUGGCUAUUUCAUUCCAACUAUUAUCGGUCUCGGAUUGAUCACUUUCUUCGGUUGGAUGUUCCUUAGCCAUGUGUUGGCGAAUCCGCCCAAGAUCUUUCAGUCGGAAGAUAGUGGCGGCCGAGUUAUGGUUUGCCUGAAGCUCUGCAUUUCAGUCAUCGUCUUCGCCUGCCCCUGUGCCUUGGGUCUUAGCACACCAACCGCAGUCAUGGUUGGAACUGGAGUUGGCGCCGAGCAUGGCAUUCUUAUCAAGGGUGGUGCUAUUCUCGAGGCCGCCACAACAAUCAACCACGUUGUCUUUGACAAGACAGGUACCCUAACUACAGGUCGGAUGAGCGUGGCUCAGGUCCGUAUUGAGCCUCAGUGGACGGUAAAUGACUGGCGCCGCCAAUUGUGGUGGCUUAUUGUCGGUCUCGCGGAGAUGGGCAGUGAACACCCCAUUGGCCGCGCUAUUCUGCUCGAAGCCAAGUCCGAGUCAGGUCAUCCAGGAGAAGACGGUUUGCCUGGCAGUAUCGGCGAUUUCGAUGCAUGUGUCGGCAAGGGCAUCUCUGCCGUCGUUGAGCCCACAUCCAGCGUCGAGCGUGUCCGGUAUCAGGUGCUUCUCGGCAACGCAAACUUUCUACGAUCAAGAGAUGUACCUGUGCCUGCGGCGGCGGACCCUGAAACUUCGGAAUCUGAUGAGGACAUGGAGCAAACCGUCCCGAAGCCUACCGGUGCCGCGUCCGGCAUCACGAGGAUCCAUGUUGCCAUCGACAACCGUUACGCAGGAACUAUCUCACUCCGCGACAGUGUCAAAGAUACUGCAGCCGCAGCCAUCGCAGCUCUUCACCGCAUGGGCAUCUUCACUUCCAUGGUAACCGGUGACACUUCCUCGACAGCGCUCUCAAUCGCCUCGGCCGUCGGCAUCCCGGCAUCUGCCGUCCACGCUUCCGCCUCUCCAUCCGACAAACGCGCCAUCAUUUCAUCCCUCCAGCUGAACGGCGAGCGCGUCGCCAUGGUUGGCGACGGUAUCAACGACUCUCCGGCUUUGGCAACUGCCACCGUGGGCAUCGCCUUAGCCUCAGGCACCGACGUCGCCAUGGAAGCAGCAGACAUUGUCUUGAUGCGUCCCGAUGACCUCCUUUCCGUACCGGCCAGCCUGUCGCUCUCGCGCUCGGUCUUCAACCGUAUCAAGCUGAACCUAGUCUGGGCGUGCCUGUACAAUAUCAUCGGUCUGCCCUUUGCUAUGGGCAUUUUCCUCCCCUUCACAGGGUUCAUGCUCCCGCCCAUGGCCGCCGGUGCUGCGAUGGCAGCUUCGAGCGUCUCGGUUGUUGUCAGCAGCUUGCUUUUGAAACUUUGGCAUCGCCCGUCCUGGAUGGAGAUCGAGCGGCUCGAGAAGGAGCUUAGUUUGGGGGCUAUCCCUACCGGUGGUGGUGCACGUCGUGGGCACAAGGCAGGCUGGUGGGCCCCUGCUACCAUCCUUUCUGACCACCCUCGGUCUAUCCGCUUGUGGGUCAGGGACAGUGUUUCAGCACUGUGGUCCAUGGCUACUGGGAGGCGGACUGUUAUUCGCGAGGAUGAAGGGUAUGUUCCGCUACAGACUGUUGAGCCUCCUGUCUAA
Penicillium canariense is the source of this 3594-nucleotide messenger RNA. RefSeq names its product Cu(2+)-transporting P-type ATPase CCC2 (gene ctpA). The record is from RefSeq and is a predicted model, not a curated record. NCBI's taxonomy places the organism in Eukaryota, Fungi, Ascomycota, Eurotiomycetes, Eurotiales, Aspergillaceae. The coding region runs from base 1 to 3594 and encodes 1197 amino acids. Gene Ontology annotation, biological process: copper ion homeostasis; monoatomic cation transport. Gene Ontology annotation, molecular function: P-type divalent copper transporter activity; copper ion binding; ATP binding. Gene Ontology annotation, cellular component: membrane. The transcript has a single exon.